Messenger RNA from Parastagonospora nodorum SN15, 763 nucleotides. RefSeq lists its product as hypothetical. The transcript has 2 exons. The record is from RefSeq and is a predicted model, not a curated record. Lineage: Eukaryota; Fungi; Ascomycota; Dothideomycetes; Pleosporales; Phaeosphaeriaceae. The coding region runs from base 1 to 732 and encodes 243 amino acids.
AUGACCAAGCGGUACGACCCGGAGCAGGUCACCCAUCCCCUCGAUGUAGCACAAUCAGCCGCCUCUGUUGGUGUCGCAACUGCUGUCCCGGGACUUGCCAUAGGCUCCUUCUACGGAACCCUCAAAACGACGACUCCCGUCCUCUUCUCCAUCGCCUCAGGCGCACAAUGCUUCGCCAUAGGCACCACCUUCUGGACAGCCAGGACCGCCAUUCUCAACCAAGAUGGCCUGCAAAACUGGUGGAACUUCACCCGUGGCGUCCCAUUGAUCGCUCGUAAUGACCAGAGCCCUUCUCUUUCAGACAAGGUCCGCGCCUCAACCAUUGCCGGCGCAUUCACCGGCAUCAGUCUAGGUCUACUUCUCCGGGGUCCGCGCAACGUCGUCCCCGGCACCAUCAUGUUCACCCUUUUCGGCUGGGGCGGGCAAAAAGGCUAUAAUUUCCUCGACAAACGCAACUCGCAGGAACUCCGGGAGCAAGCGCAGCUCAAAGCCUUGGCCGAGGAUAGACCGAAGGAGACGCUUAUGCAGAAGUUUGCGAAGAGCAAGUGGAGCCCCAUGAGUGUGUUGACAGACGAGCAGUAUGAAGAGAUGCUGCAGGAGAAGUUGCUGAAGGUUGAGGCGGACAUUGCGAUCAUUGAUGAGAGGAUUGAAGCAGUGAAGAAGAUGGCGAUCGAAGAGGAGGGGCAGCGUGCGCUGAGAGAGCAAGAGGAGAGGGCGCGGGAGAAAAGGUAAUUGUCGUUGAUACCAGUGAACUUCUUACACC